UCAAACCUCCUCUCUUUCCGCUCCUUUCCACACGUUUCUGCUUAGUAAGGCACGUGCGCACCACGGGUGCACCACGUGCUUCUCGCCCUCGCGGCUCCUCGCGUCCCACCCAUGGCGACUACCACGCAUCCUAGUGCCUCCCUCCGCGUUUCCCGCUCCUGUCUUAACCAGACCAUCGUUUCUGGUUCCCGCCGCGCCAGCCGCCUCCGCCCCUGUCCCCUCUCUCCUCUUCCGCGCGUCCCCCUCUCCGCGACGGUUCCCCGCACCCCCGAACUCCGCGCACGGUUUCUCCGCGCGCCUACCCGCGCAACGGGGGGUAGUAGCUGGCGACCCGCCAAGGGCCCUUCGGACGACGAUGACGUGGCAGGAUUAUAUUCGUUGAGGACAAACGCGUCGAGUUCAGGGUCGCGGGGAGAGGAACGAGGCGCGGGAGCGCGGAAGGGGGAGAUGUUUUUCCCGCGGGCAAAACAGCAGGGGAGCAGCGGCGGGUGGAGAGAGAUCAGGGGGGGGAGAGAACACAGCAGCGCGGAAAUGCCGGGGAUUGGGCCUCGUUAGGGAGGCGGGGGAAUGGCGGUUAUCUUCGAGUAGUACUAGCAGUAGUCAAGGAUUGGACUACGAUUUAGACCCGCCAAGAAGCAGAUCCGGUUAUCGUUAUAACUACCACACAGGCGACGAAGACCCAGAAGCUAGUAAAGAGGACACCGCCUACCAGUACUCACCCUCCCCCCGCGCCACCAUCCCCCCGCUCCCCUCCCUCCGCACCCCGUCCACUCCCCCGCUCCAGCGCCCAUCCCCCCCUUCACCGCGCCAAUCCUCCUCCGCUCCUUCCCGCUCCUCCCUUCCGCCUCCCCCGCGCUCCCCGCCUCCCCCUCCCCUCCGCCUCCGCCGCGGGCGCCGCCGCCGCCGCCGCGGCCGUCGAACCCGUUCGCGUCAGUGAGCAAGUUCGCACUAGCGGGUGUGUUCUUACUGGGGAUAGGCGCAGGCGUGUCGGUGGACACGGUGCUGAACGUGGAGCCGAGCAACGUGGCGAGCAGAGAGGUGAUCGACAGGCAGACGCCCAACCCGGACAUCUGCCUGGCCAAUGGCAUGAGCGCCAUGGUGCUGGACCAACGGCUGUUUAUUUCCUUCAAUCCAUUCAACGUUUACGUCUCUCAAGCAGAGGUGAAGCCCGGGUGUGUGCUGCGGCAGAGCAACUGGCACGUGCUGGAGUCAAAGGGGCUCAUCUCGUCGGACGAGGUGCGGGACUGCAAGCGCAACAUGAACACGUUUGGGUUCGUGGGCGACCUGAGGGAGUCCCCUGAGGUGUCUUGUGUGUACCACAGCGAGACAGCUGAGAACCUGUUUCUGGAAGAUGCCAGCAAGUCCAAGAUCCGGAUUGGGGGGAGUCAGUAGGAAAAGGGAGACACUUGAGGGGAGGGGAAACUUAGGGGAUGGGGAGAGAGACUGUAAGAGAAACAUGAAUGCGUUCGGGUUUGUGGGGAGUUGGGGAGUCUCCCUCUCCUGACGCGUCAUGUGUGUUGCAGCAGAGCGCUAUCACAAUUUAUCUUGAUGUGUAAAGCUGCUACGAGGCACAUUCUCCCAGGCUCCAUUGUGUAUCGUUCAUGCCAAGA
Closterium sp. NIES-67 is the source of this 1610-nucleotide messenger RNA. Lineage: Eukaryota; Viridiplantae; Streptophyta; Zygnematophyceae; Desmidiales; Closteriaceae. The record is from the annotation of a GenBank genome assembly.